CUCAGAAUUGGUCGUUACACUGUAUUUACGAAAACUUCAAAACGACAGGAAAAAAUGUUGUCAUCAUAUUUGACCCCUAUUUCAAUCUUGUGCACUUUACCACUUGCCACAAUAUCAAUGACUACCAAUUCCAAAGUCUUUGAUGACAGUAGUUCCAUUGCUACUGCACCUCCUUCAUAUGACAAGAUCUCAGCAAAUCCCAUUCAAUGCAAUCAAUCAUCCAUAUUUUCCUUUCGUCGCAUGAAGCAGAAACGUGCAGCUGUUCUAUCUCGCAUCCGUGAUAUUGUCUUAGCCCCUAAUUUCAACCCUUCUUCCGUGACCCCAAAUCUCAAUGCCUGCGCUGCUGCUCUCCCAGCUGCCGAGUUCUCCAACAUCCUGACACAUCUCAACAUUGAGGGCCACACAGCACUGUGUUGGGCCAUUGUGAAUAAUCGGCCACAAGCUUUUUGGGCGUUUGAGAAGUUCAUUUCCGGUAGCACUUAUUCCUCUGUUUGCGCGUCCGACUUGUGCAUUGCAUUCAUGAUAACCAGCAACAAUGCAAUGUUUGCACAUCUAAGUUCUGCAAGUACCAUCGAAGACAGGCGUUUGAGAAGCUGUUUAGGUUGCCCGCCAGAUGAGAUUCGGGUGCAUACAUGCGAUGAACCCACCAACCAGUUCAACGUUGUUAUGCGAAUCAGGAUAUUUCAAAAACGCCUGCGCACUAUUACUGGAAACCGUUUGCAAUACGAAUUUGUUGCAGGGGGACGCAUGUGGUGGUUUCGCUUUGCCUUGCUAAAGCCUAGUAAUGGAUUAUGGAGCGCCGAGAUUGGUCUUUGUCAGCAUAGCCAUCCAGCGCGUCUUGACGCUGUACUUUUGAUCGAGGCACACAGCCGGAAACCUGGCCGUGCAACCCCGCCUGAAGCGCUGAAAAUUCCAUUGACAUUGACAGGCACAAAGUUCCUGGCCCUUGCACCUUGGCGGUAGGCUGAAUUUGUUCUGACUCCACGAAUUGCGGUGCACUGAUUGUCUUAUCAUCCACAAUGAACUCUAUCCCUUGUGCUUCCGUUGGCCAAUGGCUACUAAAGUUCCACCUGGCGCAUUGACUAUGUGCUUCCUCCCAAAAUGACUUGGCGCAUAUCGGAAGAGCUGGGCGAUUGGGUAAUGCACGAUAAGACUGAAUAUGUAGACCACGAGGGCACCCUACAUGCGAAGCUGGAGAUGACAUUGUUAUGAAUCCAAUAGUGACACUAGCCGAUGUAAUUGAA
Messenger RNA from Suillus subalutaceus, 1244 nucleotides. RefSeq lists its product as uncharacterized. The transcript has 4 exons. Bases 55 to 963 code for a protein of 302 amino acids. The record is from RefSeq and is a predicted model, not a curated record. Lineage: Eukaryota; Fungi; Basidiomycota; Agaricomycetes; Boletales; Suillaceae.